Purpureocillium lilacinum is the source of this 1578-nucleotide messenger RNA. RefSeq lists its product as uncharacterized. Gene Ontology annotation, biological process: carbohydrate transport; transmembrane transport. Gene Ontology annotation, cellular component: membrane. The record is from RefSeq and is a predicted model, not a curated record. Lineage: Eukaryota; Fungi; Ascomycota; Sordariomycetes; Hypocreales; Ophiocordycipitaceae. Gene Ontology annotation, molecular function: carbohydrate:proton symporter activity.
AUGAGGACCUGGCUCGGCCGCGGCCGGUCCCUGCAGGUCGGCAUCACCACCUGCUGCCUCGUCGCCUUCGUCCUCUUCGGCUACGACCAGGGCGUCUUCAGCGGCAUCCUGCAAAACGCCGACUGGCUCGACCAGUUCGGCCACCCGUCCGACACCAAGACGGGCAUCAUCGUGUCGUGCUACAACCUCGGCUGCCUGACGGGGUGCAUUGUCAACUUUUGCAUCGGCGAGCGCCUCGGCCGCCGCCGCACCAUCUGGCUCGCCAUGGCCGUCGUCGUGCUCGGCGCCACCCUCCAAACCACCGCCUACACCGUCGCGCACCUCGUCGUCGGGCGCAUCGUCACCGGCGUCGGCACCGGCAUCAAGACGUCCACCGUGCCGCCCUACCAGGCCGAGCUCUGCGACCGCCAGUCCCGGGGGCGCCUCGUCUCCGCCGAGGUGCUCUUCGUCGGCGUCGGCAUCGUCCUCGCCUACUGGUUCGACUUUGGCAUGAGCUUCGUCGGCGGGCCCGUCGCCUGGCGCCUGCCCAUUGCGUUCCAGAUGGUGUUUGUGCUGGGCGUCGUGGUGCUGGUGUUUGCGCUGCCGGAGUCGCCGCGCUGGUUGUUUAAUCAUGGGCGCGAGGAGGAGGCGAUGGCGGUGCUGUGCGCGGUGCAUGAUCGUGAGGCUGAUGAUCCGUAUGUCGAGUCGGAGCGUCGCGCUAUUCUUGAUGCCAUCGCUCUUGAGAGGCGCGCUGCGGAGAACGAGCCGUCGUCGAAGCUCGCCUCCUUCACCAGCGUCUUUCGCCGCGACGAGGUCCGCACGGGACACCGCGUCCUGCUCGCCUGGGGCAUGCAGUUCAUGAACCAAGUCGGCGGCAUCAACCUCGUCGUCUACUACAUCCCGUCGGUGCUCGUGCAAAACGUCGGCAUGAACCCGCAGCUCGCGCAGAUCCUCGGCGGCUGCAUCAACAUGAUGUUCAUGAUCGGGUCACUGCUCCCGACCUUUGCGCUCGACCGCAUGGGCCGUCGCAAGACCAUGAUGUGGGGGUCCCUCGGCUUGGGCCUCAGCAUGCUCAUGAUCGCGGCGCUCCUCUCGCAGGCCUCCCCGGGGGACACUUCCCCGCGCGCGCACGCCUUCGCCUCCGCCUCGGUCGCCUUCUUCUUCACGUACAUGCUCGUCUUCGGCGGCAGCGUCAACUGCGUCCCCUGGGUGUACGUCGCCGAGAUCCUGCCCCUCGCGGCGCGCACGCGCGGGGCCGCCAUAGGCGUCAGCUCCAACUGGCUGUGGAACUUUACCAUCGUCAUGAUCACCCCCGUCAUCAUCAACAGGCUGCAGUGGAAGGCGUACCUCAUCUUCACCGCCACCAACCUGCUCUUCGUGCCGGUCGUCUACUUCUUCUACCCGGAGACGAGCAACAUCCAGCUCGAGGACAUUGACCGCAUCUUUUCGCAGGGCGGUAAUCCCGUGGCGGUGGCGCGGAAGCUGGAGAGGGAUAUGCGCCUCCGCCGCCGUGGGGAGGGUGACGCCGAGUCGUCAGAGGCGAGCCAGGCCGAGAAGCCGCGUGGAGGCGUCGAGAUGCUCGAGCAUAUACCGCAUUGA